AUGGUAGGGUUCUCGAUGCAGCCAUACGGGAUUCAAUCGAUGCUGAAAGAGGGCCACCGGCAUUUGUCCGGGCUCGACGAGGCCGUGCUUAAGAACAUCGACGCCUGCAAGCAGCUCUCCACCAUUACUCGCACCUCCCUCGGCCCCAAUGGUAUGAAUAAGAUGGUUAUCAAUCAUUUGGAUAAGCUUUUUGUCACAAAUGAUGCUGCAACAAUUGUGAAUGAGCUGGAGGUUCAGCAUCCUGCUGCCAAACUUCUGGUUUUGGCUGGGAAAGCCCAACAAGAGGAAAUUGGUGAUGGAGCAAAUUUGACUGUUUCUUUUGCCGGGGAACUUCUUCAGAAUGCAGAGGAGCUCAUUCGGAUGGGAUUGCACCCUAGUGAGAUCAGAGUUGGAUACACAAAAGCAAUUAAUGAGACCAUUAGAGUACUGGAGGAGUUGGUUGUAGAAGGUUCAGAAAGUAUGAAUGUGAGAGACAAAGAUGAAGUAAUUUCACGAAUGAAAUCUUCAGUAGCCAGCAAACAAUUUGGUCAGGAGGAUAAAUUAUGCCCUCUCAUUGCUGAGGCAUGCAUACAAGUUUGCCCCAAGAACCCAGCAAAUUUCAAUGUGGAUAAUGUGCGAGUUGCAAAACUACUGGGUGGAGGUCUGCAUGAUUCCAAAGUAGUUCGGGGUAUGGUGUUAAAGAGCGAUGCUGUUGGGACGAUAAAAAGAAUGGAAAAUGCCAAGGUUGCUGUAUUUGCUGGGGGUGUUGACACAACUGCUACAGAAACAAAGGGGACUGUUCUCAUUCACAGUGCUGAGCAGCUUGAGAAUUAUGCAAAGACUGAAGAAGCUAAGGUUGAGGAGCUAAUCAAAGCAGUUGCAGAUUCUGGUGCAAAGAUUAUAGUUAGUGGAGCAGCUGUUGGAGAAAUGGCACUGCAUUUUUGUGAGCGCUACAAGCUCAUGGUGCUAAAAAUUAGCUCCAAAUUUGAAUUACGACGAUUUUGUCGCACGACUGGUGCUGUUGGUCUGUUAAAGCUCAGUCAGCCCCAUCCAGAUGAUCUUGGAUAUGUUGAUUUUGUUUCAGUGGAAGAAAUAGGCGGGGCUAGGGUCACAAUUGUAAAAAAUGAACAAGGUGGAAAUUCAGUUUCCACUGUUGUGCUGCGAGGAAGCACUGAUAGCAUAUUGGAUGACCUUGAAAGAGCGAUAGAUGAUGGAGUGAAUACAUACAAGGCAAUGUGCAGGGAUAGUCGGAUUGUACCUGGAGCAGCAGCUACUGAAAUUGAUUUAGCCAGAAGGCUGAAGGAAUUUUCUUUCAAAGAAACAGGAUUGGAUCAGUAUGCCAUCGCAAAAUUUGCUGAAAGUUUUGAAAUGAUACCCAAGACAUUGGCUGAGAAUGCGGGACUUAAUGCAAUAGAAAUUAUCUCUUCUUUAUAUGCCGAACACGCACUGGGUAACACCAAAGUGGGCAUUGACUUGGAGGAAGGUGUCUGCAAGGAUGUCUCUACCAUGAAAAUAUGGGAUCUCCACAUCACCAAAUUCUUUGCUCUUAAGUAUGCAACGGAUGCUGCAUGUACUGUUCUGCGGGUUGAUCAGAUCAUUAUGUCAAAACCAGCUGGAGGUCCGAAGAGGGACCCGCCUGCAGGGAUGGAUAAUGAGGAUUAG
This is a messenger RNA of Striga hermonthica, 1641 nucleotides long. NCBI's taxonomy places the organism in Eukaryota, Viridiplantae, Streptophyta, Magnoliopsida, Lamiales, Orobanchaceae. The record is from the annotation of a GenBank genome assembly.